UCGUAGACCUGAAACCCGUGACGUUUCCAUUUCCCAUUUGCCCAUAGAAUUGUUGGUGAAACUUAUAGACGCAAUAUCACACUACUUGGCGUUUUUCUCACCAAUAGCAAUGUUCAAUGUAACGCCAUUUGCAGUAUAGGAAAUAACAUCGAAGAUGCCAUCAUCCGGUUUUGAUUAGCUGCUUUCAUGACAACUCACUACCGAAAGCAGCGUUAACUUACGGCCACGCAAAGGACACCUGGUGAGAGGAGGCCUGAAGACAGUCACGGGCUACCUUCAGUCCACCUCAACUCCGAUUUGGCUUUCUUAAAGUGUCACUUCAGAAUGGCCAGCCAUUUCCGCAGCUACAUCUGGGACCCAGUUCUCAUUGUGUCUCAGAUUGCGUUGAUGCAGUGCAUCUAUUAUAGCUUCCUUGGAUUGUGGCUUGCUGGUGUUGAUAGCCUUGUACAGACAAAUAGAUCUCUCGACCAAAUUUUCAGCUAUGAGGUAGUUGGUUUUGGGACACCUCAAGGCAGACUCUCAAUGAUGGCAUUCAUCUUAAAUUCAUUGACAUGUGCUCUCGGCCUCUGGUUCUUCAUCCGGCGCGGCAAGCAGUGCUUGGAUUUCACCGUCACAGUGCAUUUCUUUCACAUGAUCGGAUGCUGGGUGUACAACUCUCACCUGCCGGCCUCUCUCUCCUGGUGGCUCGUCAACGUGGCAUGUAUGGCCCUAAUGGCCGUCAUCGGGGAAUACCUGUGCAUGCGGACUGAGCUCCGAGCUAUUCCGGUCAACACCGGACCCAAAUCAAACCUCUGAGGGAUCAUUCGUACUGGCAUUCUCGGGGUGGACUGUGGACAGGCUGGACUAGUUGCCAUUUUCAGUCUUUCUGUUGCUUUCUGUUGCUACAUUAUCAAUGACUACACUUGACUGAAUUGACCUGGAACAAAGGUCUUCUGUCAGAGAUUGAACAGUUAUGUCAAUAAGCAAAGAAUGCCCCUGUAAUUGCUGAUGUAUAGAUUAUGUUGUGUUUUAUUUAUUUUCUCUGACAUUCUUAAGCGGCUGCAAUUUUAGAAUUUUAUAAUGGUUAAGUAUUACACAUUUCUGAAGAGAGGGAAAAUGGUCAGAUAUGAUGGAUCUGUGCAUCAUCUUGCUUUUGUUGGCCCAUAAUGAGGUACUAUCGUAAAUAUACAACAAAGCAAAACCUUUAUUAUUAUUAUUAUUUUUUUUUUUUUUUUUUUUUUUUUUUUUUGAGAACUGUCAUCAUAGCACAGGUAAAAACAGACAUGGAGAAGGAAUGUUUGUCAUUCAUACUCAAUACAUAGUAAGUAUGCAUCCUUUGUAAUUAAAAGUAGCUUAAAUGUCAUAAAAAGCAGUCAAACAAAUCUUGACUUGGCCAGAAAUGGGUACAAUCCAGAUAUGCAAUAUGCAUUUCAGAUAGGAAUAGAUCACACAGCCUGUGAUGAAUACUUGAGAAGGGAUACAAGGUUAACAAGAGGUUUACUGACUUUGUGCCCUGUUCAUGAAAAGCAGCCACCAUUCGGGCAUCAUUUUUGUACAUUUUAUUCUGUGGUGUGCUUUAUUUUAACAAUUUAAACUGAUGAACUAUUUAAACUACUUGGACAGGAAGUCAUAAUCCUUCCCUGGAUUACCUCAAGUUUGCUUUAAUAAAUUCAUUCAUUCA
Molecule: messenger RNA, 1660 nt
Organism: Alosa alosa (allis shad)
Lineage: Eukaryota; Metazoa; Chordata; Actinopteri; Clupeiformes; Clupeidae
Gene: sys1
Product: SYS1 golgi trafficking protein
Exons: 4
Coding region: 325-795 (156 amino acids)
Biological process (GO): Golgi to endosome transport; protein localization to Golgi apparatus; Golgi to plasma membrane protein transport
Cellular component (GO): trans-Golgi network; Golgi membrane
Source: RefSeq, a predicted model, not a curated record